Portunus trituberculatus (swimming crab) is the source of this 2930-nucleotide messenger RNA. RefSeq names its product growth hormone-inducible transmembrane protein-like. The record is from RefSeq and is a predicted model, not a curated record. The transcript is spliced from 7 exons. Gene Ontology annotation, cellular component: mitochondrial inner membrane. The coding region runs from base 16 to 1200 and encodes 394 amino acids. Lineage: Eukaryota; Metazoa; Arthropoda; Malacostraca; Decapoda; Portunidae.
GUGGCCGAAGUGGUGAUGCCGAGCAGCGCCGCACGGCCGAGCACUGCAGUGUUGACGCCUGAGGAGGCAGUGUGGCUGACGCAACGAGGAGGUUUUACUAAUUUCAUCCUUAUUGUGAGCGGAAUUGACAUAUUCUCACCAGCCUCAGCAAGAGUGACGUCUUCCCACAGGAUGUUGGCGACAAAGUUGUCCACGGUGUGCCGCAUGAGUGGUGUGCUGGUGAGGCCAUCUCUGUCAGCAGCCCCCAGGACACCCCUCACCUUGCUGACUCGGAGCUACAGGGAUGCCGGCCGCCCAUUCACCCGUCGCUCCAGGCUGCGGGAGGCUCAGUCAAAGGUGGUGGAGACAACACAGACCACCAAGGGGAAGAUUGGUCCCAUGGAGGUGGGCCAGAUAGCUGUGGCAGGUGGUGCUGUCCUGGGGAUUGGAGCCAUUUGUUACUACGGCCUUGGGAUGUCCAAUGAGCCAGGAGCCAUUGACCGUGUAGUGGUGUGGCCACAGUAUGUGAAGGACAGAGUGCGAGACACCUAUGCCUAUUUUGGGGCAUCUUGUGUUGCUACGGCUGCCUCAGCAGUGGCAGUGUUUCGCUCGCCCCUUGGACACCGAUUUUUUGCCCUUUGUUCCCGCCAUCCAAUCAUGUCCACAGUUGGAAUCCUUGUGGGUCUGGUGGGCACAGGGCAAGCCAUGAUGUCCAUUCCUUACUCUCCUGGUCUGGGAGCUAAACAGAUGAUGUGGCUGGUCAACUGUGGCAUGCUGGGGCUGGCUGUGGCCCCCAUUGGUGCUCUGGGUGGGGCCAUUGCUGUAAGGGCUGCUUGGUACACUGCAGGCAUUAUUGGUGGCCUGAGCACUGUGGCUGUAUGUGCACCCAGCGACAAGUUCCUUAACUGGGCGGGUCCUCUUGGCAUCGGCCUUGGGGGUGUGCUUGUUGCCUCCCUGGGAUCAGCCUUUCUUCCACCCACCUCAGCCAUGGGACUGUCCCUCUACUCCAUCUCUCUGUAUGGUGGACUUCUCCUCUUCUCAGCCUUUCUCCUUUAUGACACUCAGAAGGUGGUGCGCAAGGCUGAGACUCACCCUAACAUGUGGGGUGUGAUGCCCUAUGACCCUAUCAACAUGUCACACCACAUCGUGAUGGAUGCUGUCAACAUCUUCAUCCGCAUUGCGCAGAUACUGGCCAUGGGCGGUGGUGGUAGGAGGAAGUAGUGCGUAUAUUUUUAUCUGUUGGCUGUACAUUUGUGGAUAUCUUAGUGAGAUGAAAUGACACUGUGAUGAGGUGUGUGUGUGUGUGUGUGUGAUGCACUACUGUAUUAAGGGACUUGGAUGCUGAUAUACUAAAUUAACUAGUAUCAUAGUUUGUUCCUUGGAAUGUAAUUGGCAACCAAGGAAUUAUAGUUAAUUAUCAUCUGUAAAUAGAUUCAUAGUAAUCUGUGUAACAUUAAGUAAUAAAGUCAUAUUAGAAACUGUUUAUAAUCAAACUAACCUUUUGCAGGUGGUAAAGUAGAGAUGUAAUGGUGCAGUGCACCAGUGAUGGAAGUAGAGUUAUCUUAUAUAUAGUGUUCCUCUUAAAGGGCAGCCAUCCACUCUGUUGGCACCUUGUUUACUCUUAUGAUACAUUGCUGCCUUUAACACUGUAUGAAGACAUAACAUUUAUAUCAUGUAUGCAGUAAUGCUGCUAAGAAUGAAUCAAAGGAUGGACAGCAGUGGUACCACCACAAUAUUAGUCAUGACAGUAGUAGUAGUAGUAGUGGGUGGUGGUGGUAAUAUUGGUAUUUUUAAGACAUCUUGAAACUUUUCUCAAGCUAAUAUUGGUAUUUUUAAGACAUCUUGAAACUUUUCUCAAGCAAAUGAGCUUUUUUGCCUAUUAAUUUUAGGAGAAAGUUUGCUUUGUCACAUGGUUUGCAAUUUAUUACAAGUUCAAGGGAUCCAUUACCUAGAUGAUAACACAGCUUUAUCUCUAUGGGAUGAGAGUAGCUGAAGUGUACAAUCUCCAUUCUCUACAUCUUAAAUAACCCCUUCCCAGUGGUAGGGCAGAUGAGUGUUUCACCAAAUAAAAAAUUGUCUAUAUAUAGACUCUGCCAACUUUCAUCCAUACGUCUUUGUAUAGUUUCCCAGCAAAUGGGUACUCCAUAUUGACAUUUAUAUCUUUUGCAAAACUGAACAAGUGACAUGUAUAUAUUUAGACUUUGUUGCAAAACUGAUCAAACAAUUGAAUCUAUACAACUGUUAUUGGUUUGGUGAUAAUAAAUGUCGAUAUAUUAGUAUGAAUGUUUGGAGUUACACCCAGAACUUGUGACUUGGAUGUAAUUAACCAUUUUUUUGUAUUUUUCACAUACAUACUUGUUUUGUACCUAUUAAUUUUUAAGCAACAUUGCUAGCAUGUGGUACAGUUCUUUCUCCUUGACAUGAUAGGCUAAUAAAAAAGAAUAAUAAUAAAUAAAUAAUAAUAAUAAAAUAAAUAAAUAAAAUAAAAAACAAAGAUUUCCAGUAUUGGCUUAUGUGUGUAGCACAUCUACCAUCAACAAAGCACAAGUGGUGACUGGCCUUGAGAGGCCAUGUUGACCAAUGUUUGGGUAUUUGAGAGGCCAAAUAAUGGUUUAUUUUAUGAAUUUUGUUACUUGUAAAGAAUCGUCUAUAUACAGACGACACUAUAACUUAGUGCAGUAAAAUAAGAACAAGCGUCUAUGUAUAGAUGAUCUGACAAAAAGUUCUGUUUUCAAAACGUCUAUAUAUAGAUCCUCUGCUGGGAAGGGUUAAUCUAAACUUUUUACUAAAAGAUAAAGGAUUCCUCAACAUACAUGUUCAGUUGUUUAAUUAGGUACUUCCUGUAACAAAUAAAAACCAUAGAGUGCAGUCAUAUAUAGAUAUAUACCAAAUAUGUUUCACUAUACUAAUUGAAAACACUUUGUGCAUUAAAUAUUAUAUGUUCACAGGAA